Molecule: messenger RNA, 939 nt
Organism: Sorghum bicolor (sorghum)
Lineage: Eukaryota; Viridiplantae; Streptophyta; Magnoliopsida; Poales; Poaceae
Product: caffeoylshikimate esterase
Exons: 9
Coding region: 1-939 (312 amino acids)
Cellular component (GO): membrane
Molecular function (GO): lipase activity
Source: RefSeq, a predicted model, not a curated record
AUGCUACUCGCUGAUCACCAAAGCGAGGAUGUUAAGUACGAAGAGGAGUUUAUUGUGAAUUCCCGGGGCAACGAGCUGUUCACUUGCAGAUGGACACCACAGAAUUGUCAGCCAAAAGCUUUGAUCUUCAUCUGUCAUGGAAUUGCAGCAGAGUGUAGCAUAUCAAUGAGGGAUACCGCGGCUCGAUUGGUGAAGGCAGGAUAUGGUGUUUAUGGGAUAGACCAUGAGGGUCAUGGCAGAUCAUCUGGAAGCAGGUGCUACAUACCAAACUUUGGCUACAUCAUCGCAGAUUGCUCCAGUCAUUUCACAAGUAUCUGCGAGAAAACAGAGAACAGAGGGAAGAAGAGGUUCCUGUACGGCAUUUCCAUGGGCGGCAGCGUGGCUUUUCUCCUCCAUAGGAAGGCACCGGACUACUGGGACGGUGCCAUCUUGCUUGCUCCUAUGUGCAAGAUCUCUGAUGACAUGAAGCCUCACCCAAUAGUGGUCAGCGCUCUGAAAAUGAUUUGUGCUGUUGCGCCUAGUUGGAAGAUCAUACCUACACCUGACAUCAUUGACAAAGUCUGCAAAGACCCAGAAAUGAGAAAAGAGGUUCGUUCCAAUCCGUAUAUAUACAGAGGAAAGCUCCCCCUGAAAACUUGUCAUGAACUCCUGAUGGUCAGCCUAGAUAUUGAGAAGAACUUGAAUCAGGUGACGAUGCCAUUCCUGGUCCUGCACGGUGGAGAUGACAUCGUGACCGAUCCUUCAGUCAGCAAGCUGCUAUUCGAGAAAGCAUCGAGCAAGGACAAAACCUUCAAGCUCUACCCUGGGAUGUGGCAUGCGCUGACAGCUGAACUCCCUGACGACGUUGAGCGUGUGUACGCUGACAUUAUCACUUGGCUAGAGGAAAGAGCGAUUUGUACAGCUAGUGUUUCAAGUGCCACAUCACAUGUCAGAGUCUAA